Molecule: messenger RNA, 1544 nt
Organism: Myotis myotis
Lineage: Eukaryota; Metazoa; Chordata; Mammalia; Chiroptera; Vespertilionidae
Gene: TMEM278
Product: transmembrane protein 88B
Exons: 2
Coding region: 243-737 (164 amino acids)
Biological process (GO): negative regulation of canonical Wnt signaling pathway
Cellular component (GO): plasma membrane
Molecular function (GO): PDZ domain binding
Source: RefSeq, a predicted model, not a curated record
GGAGCUGCAGGCGCCUGGCAGAGAGAGGCCCAGCCUGGCGGUGGGGAAACUGAGGCAGCGGUGCGGCCCUGGAGACGGCUGGUCAGGGCUGGACCUUCCUGGCCCAAGGUUCUGCCUCAGUUGGGUCUCUGGUUGCCGAGGUCUGAGAAGGGGUCGGACCUGAGCACCCAGGGCUGACCCCGGGGUCUCAGUUGCUGUCUGACCACUGCUGGGACCCCACCAGGCCCGCUGCCUGUGAGAGCAUGAGUGAGCAGGAGAGGGAGACGGAGGAGGAUGAGGGAGGGGGCCCUUCAGACAUGGCACCCAUGCUGCCCCGAAGGCGCCCGGACCACAGGGCUGGACCACCCACCCUGGGGCUGCCCGGCCGGAUGCUGGCUGGGCUCCUGCUCCACCUGCUGCUGCCCGGGACCCUGUUCCUGCUGGUGCUGAUGCCGGCAGCCGCCAUCAUCUACCUGGGAUUCCUGUGCCACUCCAGGGUCCACCCGGCGCCCAGCCCCACGUGCCGCGCGCUGCUCACGGACCGCGGCUCUGCGACGCUCAUCGUGCUGGGCUUCCUCUCGCUGCCUCUGCUGCUGGUGUUCGCCUCGGCCGCCCGCGCCCGCUUGGCCCGGCGCCUCCGCCCGCUGCUGCCGUCCCCCAUUUGGACCCGCGGACCUGGUCGCCAUCCAGGCUCCAGCGACGGGGAACGGGAGGAACGCCACCCUGAUGGAGAGGAGCAGCUCUGCGCCUGGGUGUGACCCCAGCGGCCCUCCAAAGGACCCGAGACCUCCAAAUCCCGGGAGGCCCCCGAACCUCCACAUCCUUCGUGACCCCCAUAAGUUGGCCCCAGGCCUGCGAGCGCGUGGUCUGCGCCCAGAUCCGGCUGGGAAAUCGCGGGCAUUGCAUGCCUCGGGCUCCGGCGCGGUGCUCCGAGCGGCCGCGAGAUGGCACUCGACUCCCCGGGACUGGGGUCAGCCCUCCCCACCCACCGCCGCCGGCACCCUCGCUGGCAGCCCUGCCGCACAGGCUGUGCCCCCUCGAGGAGGCGGGGUGGCUCUCAGAGAGGGGCGCGUGGCCGGGCUCGAGAAAGGCGGCCUCCUGGCUUCUGCCACUGGCUGCCCUGGCCGGGCCCUGUGGCCCCGUGACUGGUCAGCCAGGGCCUCCCGCCAGUUUCAGAGGAGGUGAGACCCCCACGGUCCACCAGAGCGCGUGCUUCCAGGAGUCAGCGAUGGCCAAGCCCUGCCAGGGCCUGCAAGGCCCAGCCUGUGCCCAGGUUAGAGCUCAAACUGAGACCACGGUCCGGCUCAGCCUGAGACCAGGGUUAGAGCUCGGCCAGUGCCCAGGGUUAGCAUCUUCUAUUACUAUUAUUUUACACUUUGUCCUUUAUUUGGAAUGGUUCCUUUAAUAUAUGACCCUGACCCUUGGCCAUGGCCCUUGAUACAAACUAGGGUACACAUUUUUUUUUUUUGAAAAACAAAUAUGACAAGUGAGACAGCCCUUAUGAUUCGUCAGAGCAGGCUCACUGAAGUGGUAGUUUUCUGGCAAUAAAUGUGUCCUUGAAGUUC